Molecule: messenger RNA, 1604 nt
Organism: Metschnikowia bicuspidata var. bicuspidata NRRL YB-4993
Lineage: Eukaryota; Fungi; Ascomycota; Pichiomycetes; Serinales; Metschnikowiaceae
Exons: 1
Coding region: 129-1412 (427 amino acids)
Source: RefSeq, a predicted model, not a curated record
UGCAAAAGUGCUAGUUCAUACCGAUGUCUUUAUUUGCCCUUCGAUGCCACUAGAUCCUGAUGCUACUUUCGAUGCUACUAUAAUUUUCUGAUGCAACUACAAACUAUUGAUGCUACUACAACCUUCCGAUGCAACUGCCAACCUUUUGGUGCUACUGUAAUCUUUCGAUGCUACUAAAAUCUUUCAAUGCUACUACAAACUUCCGAUGCUACUACAAACUUCCGAUGCUACUACACACCCCAAUGCGAUUGCAAUAUUUCGAUGCUAUUAAAAUCUUUCAAUGCUACUACAAAAUUCCGAUGCUACUUCCAUCUAUUGAUGCUACUACAAUCUUUCAAUGCUACUACAACCUCCCGAUGCUAUUAAAAUCUUUCAAUGCUACUUCCAACUUUCGGUGUUACUACAAUAUUUUGACGCUACUGCCAACUUGCCGUGCUACUACAACCUUCCGAUGCUACUACAACCUACAAUAUCCCGUUUAUCUGGUCGUUCUACCUCCCAGUUUAUUUACGGCAAUGGCCCUCGCUGGGCCCGGGUCCUGCACAGCGCCGCACGACCCAGGCCGCAUCCGAUGCCGCGCGCCACGUGACCCGGGCAUUGGUGGCCAUAUCUGUUCCUCCCAUACUACUUCGUCUCGCAGGAUAUCGCCCACAACACUCACUGCAAUGGACGAGCGUCGCAGCGAACGAAGAGGCCUUUUACCGCAGAGCCUGGGCGCGUCUACCCGGCAGCAGCUUCUCCGCCGGAGACCAGGCAGCCAGCGGGCGCCCCCUCCGGUGGAGGCGCCGGAGGAAACCGUCGUGACCCAGUGCAACCGGUGUGGCAAGGACUUUGUGCAGAAAAAGGCGCGUGACCAGAAGUCCGCCCGCGGGAAAGUGGGCCGGGUGCCCCGGCUCUACAAGUUGUGCGAGCACUGCCGCGAAAUGGGCAAGGGCCGGUCUCGGCGAUGGCAGAUGCGGACCAAGGAGCACGGGGGCUUGUGCCGGCGGUGUGGCGCCAUGCUUGCGGGCAGUGACGAGCCGUAUGUGUUGUGCACGAAGUGCCGCCAGGCGUUUCGCGACCGCAAGGUGCGGCGGGCCACGGAGGGCAAGUGUGUACAAUGCUGUGAGCCGAUGGGCUACGCGGGGGCCGCGCUGGAGGAAGAGGGGGAGCGGUAUUGGGAGGGGGAGGGAGAGGAGGGUGAGGGAGAGGAGGGAGAGAGAGAGGAGGGAGAGAGAGAGGAGGGAGAGAGAGAGGAGGGAGAGAGAGAAAAAGGAGGGAAAGCGGGGGCGACGGACGGCGUGGGGGCGACACAAGCAGGCGCCCCAGCCAGGGUCGUCAAGGCCCGGUGCCGCAAGUGCCGCGAGUCGCGGCAGCAGCAGCGGCCCACGCGGCCGUUCACCUCGGACUUCAUCCAGGGCUUGUACAAGUAGGGCGCGUGCAUUGGCGGCGGCCGCGGCGCCACGGCCGCCCGUGCUAUGGACAGGAAACGCUAGGGCCCGAACGCAAAGCUGAGCGUCUCGCCGGCACUGGUGUGGCUGAGGCCGUCGGCCACAAAGCCCGCCUCGCUGCUGGCGCCGAAGAGAUGCUCCACCGUGCGGCUGGCGCCCGCCAGGUCCGCGUAC